Molecule: messenger RNA, 2649 nt
Organism: Exophiala xenobiotica
Lineage: Eukaryota; Fungi; Ascomycota; Eurotiomycetes; Chaetothyriales; Herpotrichiellaceae
Product: glycerol kinase
Exons: 3
Coding region: 884-2422 (512 amino acids)
Biological process (GO): triglyceride metabolic process; glycerol-3-phosphate biosynthetic process; glycerol metabolic process
Cellular component (GO): mitochondrion
Molecular function (GO): glycerol kinase activity
Source: RefSeq, a predicted model, not a curated record
AACUAUUCACUCUUACACACAUAUUCAUGCCUCCAGAUUCCACCCCUUCAACAAAAUACCUUACUCCUUCUCAGGUAUCGAACGGGGCACGGGGUUAUUCCGUACCUGGCGUCAGGUAUAUCCAAAUUUCGCCGCUGCUGGGCUCUCGGUGGCAGACGGCAUUACUUUUCCCGCCGUGUCCCGCUGGCGGAGCCAAUAACACCAACCGAUCGUUCAGACUAUGGAGAAUCUCCAGCUUCCUCGGUCUUUCGACCCCGAGUUCCCCUCUGCCCGUAGUUCGCUCUCCACAAACGAUGUCACGCUCGUCAACACCGAGUACGAGGUAGCGGCAUGCCCUGAGUAGCUCGCGCUGCUCGUUUCCAACUAUCCGGAAAGUCAUGCCCCUCGCACUCAUACAGUAUUGCGCUUGCUUCUAGCGUAAUUCCCCGCGCCAUGUGCCUUUACCCCUGGCAAUCUUGCAUCUACUCCUGUCGACUCCGCUCAUUUCAGUCUUCCCAUGGGCCGAACGGUGUCCGAAGCUGCGGAUUGUGGGUUCUACCUUCGUGGAGUUCGGGGCGAAGACAUCCCAUGCUCGGGAAUGACUCGACUUCGUGACACCGAGCACAGCCAAACCCUCGACUGCCAGAUGUCCCGAGAGUCUCGAUUUCCAUUCAACGGUACCGAAAGCGUUGCACGUAGGGUCAUACGACCAUGUGCCUCGCCUCAAAGUUAGGAAGAGCACAUGUCCAGACACUUUCUCCGCAAUCUUUUAUAAAGUACGGCUCGUUCCCCCUCCCCAGAAGUCCUCCAGACCCCUCAGACAAGCCUCCAGACUCUCCUCCAAAGUCUUUUCAGUGUCCUUCUGUCAUUUUAUCUUACAAAAGUCUUCCAGCCGGUACUCAAGAUGGGCAGCAUUCAAGAAGUCUUCGUCGGUUCCAUCGACCAGGGAACGACCAGCUCUCGGUUCUUGAUCUUCAAUAAGCAGGGUGAGCCUGUUGCUUCACACCAGCUGGAAUUCAAGCAGAUCUACCCUCAACCUGGCUGGCACGAACAUGACCCUCUUGAAAUUGUGUCUUCGGUCGAGGAAUGUAUCAACGGAGCCGUCAAGCAGUUCGAGACCCAAGGCCACAACAUAAACAGCAUCAAGGCCGUCGGUAUCACGAAUCAACGUGAAACCACGGUCGUCUGGGACAAGGAGACCGGAGAGCCUCUUUACAACGCCAUCGUUUGGACAGAUACCCGAACCCAGGGCCUAGUCCGAAAGCUGAAGCAACGUCUUGGUGCCGACAAGCUAACCGACAUCUGCGGUCUCCCUCUCUCAACAUAUCCUUCAGUCGGCAAGCUCCUGUGGCUGCUCGAGAACGAGCCCAAGGUCAAGCAAGCCUACGACAGGGGAACUUUGGCCUUUGGCACGAUCGAUGCAUGGUUGGUCUUUAAGCUUAAUGGUGGUAUCAAGAAAAACGUCUUCGUCUCCGACCCGUCCAACGCCAGCAGAACCAUGUUCAUGAACAUCAAGACCCUCAAGUACGACGAAUCCCUGAUCGACUUCUUCCGAAUCGACCGAACGAAGGUCCACUUCCCCAAGAUCGUCCACUCCUCCGACUCGUCAGCAUACGGCUCUCUUGCCUCGACGGUCCUGAAAGGUGUUCCCAUCACAGGUUGCCUGGGCGACCAGUCAGCUGCCCUUGUCGGCCAAAAGGGCUUCACCCCGGGUUUGGGCAAAAACACCUACGGAACCGGCAGUUUCAUCUUGUACAACGUCGGCGACAAGCCCGUCAUCUCGACCCACGGCCUCCUGACGACCGUGGCGUUCGAUUUCGGCGGCACCAGCAAGCCCAUGUACGCCUUGGAAGGUUCGAUUGCCGUCGCGGGAUCCAGCGUCAAGUUCCUGGUCGACAAUUUCGGCUUCAUUGAGUCCUCGAGCAAGAUCAGCCAACUUGCCGAGACCGUCGACGACAACGGCGGCGUCACCUUUGUCACGGCCUUCAGCGGCCUGUUCGCUCCUUACUGGAUCGACGACGCCCGGGGCACCAUCUUCGGCAUCACCGCGUACACCAACCGUGGCCACAUUGCCCGCGCAACUCUCGAAGCCACCUGCUUCCAGACCAAGGCCAUCCUGGUCGCCAUGGAGAAGGACUCGGGCCACAAGUUGACCGAGCUCGCCGUCGACGGUGGAAUGUGCAACUCGGACCUCUGCAUGCAGACCCAAUCCGACCUGAUCAGCAUCCCUGUAGUGAGACCCGCCAUGCGCGAAACCACCGCCCUGGGCGCGGCCAUCGCUGCCGGUCUUGCGGUCGGCGUCUGGGACGGCAUCGACGAGCUCAAGGCUGUCAACAUGGAGGGAAGCACGACCUUCAAGCCAGCCAUCUCAAAGGAGGAGAGCUCCACCCGCUUCGCCCGGUGGGAGAAGGCUGUGGAGAUGAGCAAGGGUUGGGCUCAAUGAGCAACUUGCACUUGCAGCUUUCAGCUUGCAGUCUCGAUUGGGGGCACUUGAUUUUAAGCGUUUGGCGUUUACACUGGGAACAAAAAUUCGUUCAUGUGUGCUGGGAACAGGGAAGGACUUGGCUUGGAGGAGAGUCUGAUAUUUCUCCAUAAAGAAAGCUAUGAGAACUGACAUACCCAAUGUAUCUUUUGGAAGUUCGAAUAUUCUUCUCCCCUCACAUCAAAAAG